AUGCCUAACCCUAUUUUCAGCAAGUGCGAUGUCAUAGUUCAGGGUUCAACCUUAAAAUCACGUGUCGAGAAGCGCAGUCGAAAAGAUGUGUCAUCAGCGCAAGCGAGAGCUAAGGAUUUCCCAACCGAUCCUUUGCCACCAUUCGUGAAAACACAUCCAUCUGGACCAUUACCACAUUUGGCUGGUCCUGAAUUGCCAGUUAUCAAGAAUACUCCACUAGCUCCAGAAGCUCCAGCAAAACAUUCGGAACUACCUCCUCAAGUCAUUGCCGCUAUUCCCUCUAUUCAUCCCAAAUCCAAGGAAUCGCCGGAGAACUCCAUCGCUCCUCAUAGUCAGCAAAACCGGGACCAGGACCAUGGUGAUUUAAAACCGGCGCCCAUCGAUGCGGUCGUUGUUCAUCAAGGCGGAAAGGUGGAACUUCCAGCAGAAACGGCAACGUUGAAGUGUUCGGCAUGCCUGGAGACUGGAAUCACGGAUCCGACAGCCGAUUGUGGUUCUAGUGCUCCUGCAAAUUGCGCUGCUCACGAGAACUUCUGUAUGACCAGGCAAAUUCAGAACCAAGGC
Messenger RNA from Cooperia oncophora, 564 nucleotides. Lineage: Eukaryota; Metazoa; Nematoda; Chromadorea; Rhabditida; Trichostrongylidae. The record is from the annotation of a GenBank genome assembly.